GCACUUGCAUAAAUACCCUUAACUGGAUUACAUUAUCUCAGCCAUGAAACAAUCAAUUUUCCCCAACGAAACAAGUAACCGAAACAUAUAUGGAAGGAAAGAGCAGCAGCAGUACGCGGGGCGGCCUAUCUUCAAGCUAUAGAGGAGUUCGCAAGAGAAAAUGGGGCAAAUGGGUGUCAGAAAUUCGUGAGCCUGGAAAAAAGACCAGAAUCUGGUUAGGGAGCUUUGAGACAGCUGAAAUGGCAGCCGCAGCUUAUGAUGUAGCAGCAUUACAUUUCAGGGGUCGGGAGGCACGUCUUAACAUCCCUGAGCUGGUCCAUUGUAUUCCCAAGCCAGCCAGUUCCAGUGCUGAUGAUAUCCGAAUGGCAGCUCACGAGGCAGCCUUGCGGGUCAGGACUAAUGCCGCAGGGUCUGAGGCUGGCAGCUCCAGCACCAUCGCCGGUCCUGUCACGGUCAGGCUGUCUCAGAGCCAAAUUCAGGCCAUCAAUGAGUCCCCUCUGGACUCUCCCAAGAUGUGGAUGCAAAUGUCGGAGGCAUUGAUGAUGGAUGAGUCACUGACAAUGACGUUUUGCAAUGAACAUGAGGAGAAUGAGCGGGAAGAUAUGCAAAGUUAUUCUCUUUGGGAUACUUAGGUAAUGCGUGUUUACUAGUUACGUUGUACUAAUAGAAAAUAUAGUCAUAUGAGGAAGGUUACAGCAAUAACUAAAGAAGAACCAUUUUUUCUUUCUUGUGAGACACCAAGGUAGACAUUUACUACAUUUUACAAGAUUGGUUCAAUCUAUAUGAAUAAAUAAGCAAUCCCAAUUUGAAAAAUAUGAGUGGUGUUUUAUUAUUAGUCCAUAAAUAUUGAAUUAAAACUUGAAAUUUGA
This is a messenger RNA of Durio zibethinus, 869 nucleotides long. The record is from RefSeq and is a predicted model, not a curated record. NCBI's taxonomy places the organism in Eukaryota, Viridiplantae, Streptophyta, Magnoliopsida, Malvales, Malvaceae.